AUUAUGUGGAUAAGCCUUUGGAAAAACCUUUAAAGCUGGUACUUAAAGUUGGAGGAAGUGAAGUGACUGAACUUUCUGGGUCCGGGCAUGAUUCUAGUUACUACGAUGACAGAUCAGAUCAUGAGCGAGAACGACAUAAAGAAAAGAAGAAAAAAAAGAAAAAAAAGUCUGAGAAGGAAAAAGAAAAGCAUUUAGAUGAUGAGGAAAGAAGAAAGAGAAAGGAAGAGAAAAAGAGGAAAAGGGAGAAAGAACAGUGUGAUACUGAAGGAGAAACUGAUGACUUUGAUCCUGGGAAAAAAGUGGAGGUUGAACCUCCUCCAGAUCGUCCUGUCAGAGCAUGCAGAACCCAGCCAGCUGAAAGUGAGAGCACGCCGAUCCAGCAGUUACUGGAACACUUCCUCCGCCAGCUUCAAAGGAAAGAUCCUCAUGGGUUUUUUGCUUUUCCAGUCACGGAUGCCAUCGCUCCUGGAUAUUCCAUGAUAAUAAAGCACCCCAUGGAUUUUGGUACAAUGAAGGAAAAAAUUGCAGCAAAUGAAUACAAAUCGGUCACUGAAUUCAAGGCAGAUUUUAAACUGAUGUGUGAUAAUGCAAUGACUUACAACAGACCAGAUACUGUUUACUACAAGCUAGCCAAGAAGAUUCUGCACACGGGCUUUAAGAUGAUGAGCAAAGAACGGCUGUUAGCUUUGAAGCGCAGCAUGUCGUUUAUGCAGGACAUGGAUUUUUCUCAGCAGGCAGCUCUUUUGGGUGAUGAAGACACAGCAGUUGAGGAACCUGUCCCUGAAGUUGUUCCUGUACAAGCAGAGACUACCAAGAAAUCCAAAAAGCAAAAUAAAGAAGUUAUUAGUUGCAUAUUUGAACCUGAGGGAAAUGCGUGCAGCCUGACAGAUAGCACUGCUGAAGAACACGUCCUGGCACUAGUGGAGCAUGCAGCAGAUGAAGCUCGGGAUAGGAUCAAUCGAUAUCUACCCAACAGCAAGAUUGGUUAUCUGAAAAAAAAUGGAGAUGGAACUUUAUUAUUUAGCGUAGUAAAUUCAUCUGAUCCAGAAGCAGAAGAAGAAGAGACUCACCCUGUGGAUCUGAGUUCACUGUCAAGCAAAUUAUUACCUGGCUUCACUACACUGGGCUUCAAAGAUGAACGAAGAAAUAAAGUAACCUUUCUUACAAGUGCUAGUACAGCACCUUCCAUGCAGAACAACUCUAUAUUUCAUGAUCUGAAAUCAGAUGAAAUGGACCUCCUGUACUCGGCAUAUGGCGAUGAAACUGGGAUACAGUGUGCCUUAAGCCUACAAGAAUUUGUGAAGGAUGCUGGAAAUUACAGCAAGAAAAUAGUAGAUGAUCUUCUGGACCAGAUCACUAGUGGAGAUCAUUCCAAAACGAUUUAUCAGCUGAAGCAGAGGCGAAACAUCCCAGUAAAACCACUGGAUGAAGUUAAAGUUCUGCCAGUUCUCAUAAAAGAAGAACACAAGUUGCAUAAUACCUGUCCAGAUUCUUCCAAACAGAUUAUGGUUGGAGAAUCUGCUGGAGACAGUAACACUUCUGACCUGGACUUUCUCUCUAUGAAACCAUAUUCAGAUGUAUCUCUUGAUAUUUCUAUGUUAAGUUCAUUAGGGAAAGUGAAGAAGGAGCUUGAUCAUGAUGAUAACCAUUUACAUCUGGAUGAAACAACUAAGCUGCUGCAGGACCUUCAUGAAGCUCAGGCUGACAGAGUGGGAUCCCGGCCGUCAUCCAAUUUGAGUUCCCUCUCCAAUACCUCUGAAAGAGACCAGCAUCACCUUGGAAGCCCUUCUCAUCUGAGUGUUGGAGAACAGCAAGACAUGGUUCAUGAUCCCUAUGAAUUUCUUCAGUCUCCAGAAACCUCAAAUGCCACUACUAACUAACCUGACAUGAACUAUAUAUAUUUUUUAUUUUACUUGUAUUAUGUUUUUAUAAAGUUUUUGU
Molecule: messenger RNA, 1941 nt
Organism: Leptosomus discolor (cuckoo roller)
Lineage: Eukaryota; Metazoa; Chordata; Aves; Leptosomiformes; Leptosomidae
Source: RefSeq, a predicted model, not a curated record